AUGUCUUACGCUCAAAUGUCAUCCACAAGGUCUGUAAAAGUAGGCUCUGUCUCAGGAGGCUAUAGUGGAGGUGGUGGUUCUCAUGGUCAGUGUGGAUUUGGUGGGGAUUUCAGUCAGGCAGGUGGUAACUAUGGUCAGGUAGCUAGUGGAUUCAGUCAGGCAGCUGGUGGAUUCGGUCAGGCUGGUGGUUUUGGCUAUGGAGGAGGAGAAUUUUGUGGCCAAGGAGCUGGUGGAGGCUAUGGCGGUGCUGGCGGAGCUGGUGGUGCUGGCGGAGCCAGUUUUGGUGGUGGUGGAGGAGGUUUUGGUGAUGCUGGCUUUGGAGGUGGUGACAGCUUUCUCAGUGGCAAUGAGAAACAAACAAUGCAGAAUCUUAACGGCCGCUUGGGUUCGUACCUGGACAAAGUCCGUCAAUUAGAAGCAGCAAAUGCUGAAUAUGAACAAAAGAUUAAGGAAUUCUUAGAGAAACAAAGAUCUGGAGGUACCAAAGGAGAAGCAGGAAAAGACUACACCAAGUACUUUACCAUCAUUGCAGAUCUACAAAGUAAGAUUAUUGCAGCCACCAAUGAUAAUGCCAACCUGGUCUUGCAGUCUGAUAAUGCCAGACUGGCAGCAGAUGAUUUCAAAAUGAAGUAUGAGAAUGAGUUUGCCCUCCGACGCAGUGUAGAAGCUGAUAUUAAUGGCCUUCGUAAAGUCCUGGAUGAUUUGACAAUGAAAAGAUCUGAUCUGGAAUUGGAGUUUGAAGGUCUUACUGAAGAAAUUGCUGUGCUUAGAAAGAAUCAUCAAGAGGAGAUUAAAGGAUCCCAAGGAGGAGGUGUUGGUGAUGUUAAUGUAGAACUGAAUGCUGCACCAGGUAAUGACCUACUGAAGGAAAUUAAUAAUCUCCGGGAACAGUAUGAGGCCAUGGCUGAGAAGAAUCGCAAGGACGCAGAAGAACAAUUCAAGAAGGCUAGCGAAGGUUUGAAGAAAGAAAUAUCAACUGGAGUAGAACAAAUAUCGACCAGCAAGAGUGAGAUUUCAGAUCUGAAGAAGACACUUCAAGCACUGGAGAUCGAACUUCAGUCACAAUGGUCCAUGAAAAAAUCUCUUGAAGAAAACUUAUCACAAACAGAAGGGCAAUAUUGUAUGAAGCUUUCCCAGAUCCAAGCACAGAUUGCUUCCAUUGAGCAGCAAUUGGCACAGCUCAGGGCAGACAUGGAGUGCCAGACUGCGGAAUAUGAAGAACUGCUGGACAUCAAGACAAAAUUAGAGAAUGAGAUUGAAAUAUACCGCAGACUCCUGGAAGGUGAAGACGCACACUUGAGGAGCUCUGCAUCCCUUCGGCUAUCAUAG
Messenger RNA from Nanorana parkeri, 1329 nucleotides. RefSeq names its product keratin, type I cytoskeletal 10-like. The coding region runs from base 1 to 1329 and encodes 442 amino acids. Gene Ontology annotation, molecular function: structural molecule activity. The record is from RefSeq and is a predicted model, not a curated record. The transcript has 7 exons. Lineage: Eukaryota; Metazoa; Chordata; Amphibia; Anura; Dicroglossidae.